Molecule: messenger RNA, 2766 nt
Organism: Aspergillus tanneri
Lineage: Eukaryota; Fungi; Ascomycota; Eurotiomycetes; Eurotiales; Aspergillaceae
Product: putative phospholipid metabolism enzyme regulator
Exons: 1
Coding region: 1-2766 (921 amino acids)
Biological process (GO): vacuole inheritance; positive regulation of phosphatidylinositol biosynthetic process; protein localization to vacuolar membrane
Cellular component (GO): PAS complex; fungal-type vacuole membrane
Source: RefSeq, a predicted model, not a curated record
AUGGCAGCGGAGUCCGAGAGGUCGCCUUACUCCAAUGGUCAUUCUGUUGGAUCCAAAAUGGCCCUUAACGAUGAGGUUGCCUCGCCUGCAUCCCGGCGAUCUGCUAAUGACAGUGACAUGAGAGAGUUGCCACGUUCGACCGUCAACCCCCAGAUACAAGCCACCAUCUCAUCUCAGUUGCCUAAAUUAUCCCCUGGCGUUUCCACGCCCGCUUCAACCACAAAUUCGACUUUCUCAUCCCGCGAAUCCUCCCCCGUUCGCUCCACACGUCGCCCACAGAGCUCAACCUCAAAAUCCCGUGUCUCCUCGCGUUCACGUAAAGGCAGCCUAAAUCAAAGUCCAGCUCGGUCCGUCCCAGCUCAAGACCCUGGCCCGGGCGCUCCUCCCUCUGAGGCUGCUAUACAAAAGGCGCUUUCUAAGCCCCUUGCCCUUAAUCCUUCUCCCAAUGUCGAACCGCCUGCCGAUGUUCUCGAUCCUGAAAACCCCAACAUGUCUUUAUGGACCGCCUCCCGGCGAUCAGAGCAAGAAAUAUAUCUUGCCAAUACCUCGAGCAAGCGAUCAAUGGCCCUACCUGAUGAUCCGGCUGCCAAACCAGAUCGAAGUGCACCUCGCGCCGUGAACCGAAAUGGGUCCGUCUCCGCACUUGAAACCGUUCAGGAAAUGGCUAGUGACCAAUCAACUCCGUCAACGGACACUAUAUUAAAUCAACCUCCCUCGGAUGAGUCCCGACUACAAAGAAUUGAUGAAGACCCCACCCCGAAGGCCGCCAAGCAGACUGUUGAGAGUGGCAGCGAGAGUGGGGGGAACAAAAGCUCGGAGCCUAUGGGAGAGAACCGCCGGCGUACAUCAUCUGGACCUAAAGGGCCUGAUACUAUCAUUCCAAAACGGUCGACUACCUCUCUGAGUGGCGCUCGUAGCAAACCGGCGGAUGGAUCUGUUCGCAACAUGAUCGUCGAGACCGAAACUGUCAGCUCCAUCCCCCAAGUCUCCUUGGGCGUGGUGACGGGGGACCGAGGUAGUUCGAGCCGUGUCGAUCCGGGUACUCUCCGAAUGAAGCUCAGCACUGAAACAAUUCGCCCCAAGAAGGAAAAAAGAAGGGCUCGCAAACCGGCCGCUCUAACGAGUGGGGCAGCGUCAUCCAAAGCCGACAUUUUUGAAGCGAAAGUCGCCAGCGCUGUCGAUGAAGCCGAUGUGUCUGACUCAGAUGAAACGUUUGUUUACGAGUCCAACCCUCCGGAUCCAUACCCUGCCCGGCAGAAUCGGUAUCAUUCUCGUACCCCUAGCGCAACGUCUAUGGCGAGUCAAGUCGACCAGCUGGCGGGUCGGAGUCGUCCAGGUAUGAGAGAAGGGAACCACAGCGUUACCGGGAAACGGAGCAUGAAAUUCACCAACAAUGUUUACGCGGAUGGAGAUGCUGGCGAGGAAAGCGGCCGCAGUCACUCCAGAAUUGAUGGCAGUGGAGCUCAUACCUCUCGUCACCACCAUAUUGGACGAUUUGGACGGAACAAUAUACAUCCGUCUCUCUUUGAUAGCGAUUCACCGUUUCCUCAAUCCCACACCCACAACAAAUCCCCUCGCCACUAUAUGGGAAGCGGCUUGCGACAGCCGAGGCAUGCCAACUCCCGCACAGCUCUCAACCAUCGUUCAAUCAACAGCGCCAAAAAGGCAGGAGAGAUUUACGGCUACGAUUUCGACGCCGAAGGUGCCGAUGAUGAACGGACCCCCUUGAUAGGGUCUCCCCGCUUAGCGCGGAGCCGUCAUGGUAACCGACGACCCAACAGUACCAGUCUGCGUCAGAUGGAAUACAUGCAGCAACGUCGACGAAACUGUUUCUCGCGGUACGGCGCAUGUGUCAUUAUCAGUCUCUUACUUUUGGUGGUAAUCGGAGGCGCUACCUCGUUUAUUGUUGCUGUUACCAAGUCGCUUCUCGACGUUCAGAUCCUCGCCAUUCAAAACGUGCUCGCAUCUGAGCAGGAAAUCAUGCUUGACCUCAGUGUGCAAGCGGCUAACCCAAAUCUUUUCCCUGUGGUUGUCGACGACGUGGACAUUAACAUCUUUGCCAAAAGUCGUUAUGUGGGCACGGACAAAUUGUGGCGUGAUCACGUCUCGGAGUCGACUCAUUUUCCUCGGGUUGAAGGUAGUAGGAAGCGAGCUGAGCUGACUCGCCUGGCACGCUGUACAGGUGGUACAGCAGAUUGUUUGACUAAUGAACUUCCUUCCAAUCAAUCAGUGUCCAUCCGCGAUGAUGUUGACAAGGGAACCGAUCCCAUCCCAACAGAUCCAGCAGGGGAUCCCCAAACAAUGCUGUUGGGCCGUGUAUUCCACUUUGACUCUCCUUUGACCUUCGAGCCUUCUCCCUGGAACCAUCUAAUAUCCGUCUCGAAAGGGCAGAUUCGCCUCGCCCGGCCAGGGAAUAAGACGGAAGAAGGCGGCACGGAACGGUGGGAGCGCGUUCUACAGCAUCAGUUCGAUUUGAUUGUGCGCGGGGUCGUCAAGUACCAGCUUCCUUUGACUUCGAAACUUCAUUCGGCAUCUGUCAGCUCUACUGUCAAAGUAACACCGGAUGGCGAUGGCGAUGGCGAUGAUGAUAACUCGGGGGAUGGUGAUCCGAACCGAACUCCUGGCAGGAACGAAACAGCUAGGAUUUCUUUGACGAGACUCUAUCGCCGCAAAAUCUCAGCCCCUGAUCAAUCGGUUGUCGGACGCUCAAGAAUAGAAUCUGCACGAGAAACGCUUAGAAGGGGCGGACGAGCCUUCGCAGCUUGA